GACAGCGCUGAAUAAAACGUCCCGCUUUUCCCACGAUGCACUGCUCCAGCAAGAUGGCGGCGCCCAGUGACAAGCAGACGGCUCAGUCCCUGACUGGGUUCCCGUUCAAGAUCCCGGCGGUGAAACAAGAUGGCAAAGCGGAAUCGGCUGCGGUUGGAGGAGAAGGGGGUACGGCAGCGCCUAAGAAGCCCUGUCGGGCCUGUAUGGACUUCAAGAGCUGGAUGAGGCAGCAGAGGAGACAGGGCGCAGCGCCCCAGGAAGCUGAGAUAGAGAAUAAGGAACGCCCGGCAGAAUGUCCUUUGGAUCGGGAAGAGCUGGGAAGGAGCUCCUGGUCCUUUCUGCACACAAUGGCUGCUUACUAUCCAGAUCAGCCCACCAACCAACAGCAGCAGGAAAUGCGGAGCUUCAUAAACCUCUUUUCAAAGUUCUACCCUUGUGAUGAGUGCGCUGAAGACAUGAGAGAGAGGCUGAACAGCACCCAGCCGGACACAAGCAGCAGACACAACUUGUCUCAGUGGAUGUGUAUAUUACACAAUGACGUGAACAGAAAACUUGGCAAAGAGGCGUUUGACUGCUCUAAAGUGGAUGAGCGCUGGCGGGAUGGAUGGAAGGACGGCUCCUGUGAUUGACGUGGGACACAUACACUGAAUUUCCUGUGCUCUUAUGGGAAAGAUAAAUAUUUGCUGCUGGAGGAAAAGUGCUGUCUGAUAAAGCAGAGCUGAAGUGGCUAAUUUACUGCAGAUGAACUACAACUCCCAGAAUGCCAUCAGCAGCGUCAGAAAGGGAUCACCCCUUUUCUAGUCAUCAACUUAAUAUUGAUGUGGCACUGUGAUUAUGCAUAACUUAUGCCAGGGGUCUGAGUAACAAGCAGCAGCUGGUUUGUGUCUGAGCUUGAGUUAUGUUACACUGUGAAGUAGGGAGAAACAACACAAAUGUCUAAAGCAAGAGAGCCAUGCCUGUCAUCAGGGGCAACCCAGUCGGCAACCUGGCCCGCCCCCUCCGUUGGCACGCAUGCGCAGUUCGGGGGGGGGGGGGGGUGCGAUG
This is a messenger RNA of Xenopus tropicalis (tropical clawed frog), 1044 nucleotides long. It is a transcript of the gene gfer, whose product is annotated as growth factor, augmenter of liver regeneration. The record is from RefSeq and is a predicted model, not a curated record. NCBI's taxonomy places the organism in Eukaryota, Metazoa, Chordata, Amphibia, Anura, Pipidae. The transcript has 3 exons. Gene Ontology annotation, molecular function: thiol oxidase activity; oxidoreductase activity; flavin-dependent sulfhydryl oxidase activity. Bases 36 to 629 code for a protein of 197 amino acids. Gene Ontology annotation, cellular component: mitochondrial intermembrane space.